UAUGUUGUCCUAUUUGAUGACUAACUUUCCGCCUAUGUUGUAUGCUGCAGAAUUGGAAUCAGGGGUCAUAUUUCACAGUCCCCUCGUACUUAAGCUACUACUUCUUCCAUCAUACACACAACCCUAAUUAAUUCAACUGACAACUUUUUUCUAAAAAAAAUUGAAAGAUUGAAAGGAAAAAUGAAGAAUAUUCCUCUGAUUCUAAUGGGUUGUGGAGGAGUUGGUCGUCAACUUCUCCAACACAUUGUCUCGUGCCGUUCUCUUCACUCCACACAGGGACUGUGCUUGAGAGUUGUAGGAGUUGGUGAUAGUACAUCUUUGUUGGUGUCGGAUGAUUUGCUGCAUAAGGGGUUGGACGAUACCGUUUUGUUACAACUUUGCCGGGUCAAGAGCGCUGGCGAAUCUCUAUCAAAACUUUGUGAUUUUGGGGAAGGCCGGGCGUUUGGGCAUCCGGAGUCAGAAGGAAAGAUUCUAGAGAUUGCAUCUCAACUUGGUAGAAAAACAGGUUUGGUGCUUGUGGAUUGCUCUGCUAGCUUUGACACUGUUGUGGUGCUAAAGCAAGCAAUUCAUAUGGGUUGUUGUGCUGUUUUGGCAAAUAAGAAGCCUCUUACAUCUUCAAUGGAGGAUUUUAAGAAACUUUUCACGUAUCCACGUCAUAUUCGGCAUGAGUCAACCGUAGGAGCUGGUCUUCCUGUAAUAGCAUCCUUGAAUCGCAUAAUCUGUUCUGGUGAUCCUGUUCAUCAAAUUAUUGGUAGUUUGAGUGGGACAUUGGGGUAUGUAAUGAGUGAGGUUGAAGAUGGAAAGCCACUCAGCCAAGUUGUUAAAGAUGCUAAAAGUCUGGGGUAUACUGAACCAGAUCCACGUGAUGACCUUGGUGGAAUGGAUGUUGCUAGAAAGGCUUUAAUUCUUGCUCGAAUACUUGGCCAUCAAAUUAAUCUAGAUAGCAUUCAGAUUGAGAGUUUGUAUCCCAAAGAAAUGGGACCUGAUAUAAUGACUGUUGAAGACUUCUUGGACCGAGGACUCUCGUUGCUAGAUAAAGAUAUUCAAGCUAGAGUUGAGAAGGCAGCUUCAAAUGGAAAUGUUCUGCGCUAUGUCUGUGUGAUCGAGGGUUCAAGGUGUGAAGUUGGUAUUCAGGAGCUACCAAAAAAUUCUCCCUUGGGAAGACUAAGGGGAAGUGAUAACGUGUUGGAAAUAUACACUCGAUGCUAUAGUAAACAACCACUGGUUAUUCAAGGUGCUGGAGCCGGAAAUGACACCACUGCUGCGGGUGUUCUUGCUGAUAUCGUGGAUCUUCAAGAUUUAUUUUCUUGAAAGGAAAAAUUUUUCUAUUCUGAUUAGAGAAAGUAGAAGGUAUAACUGCUACUGAUUUGCCCUGGAAAACUGCUGCAAAUGUGGGUUCAUAAUGCUGAACCAUAUACAGAUGAAAUUGAGUUUGCAUUUUCUUUGUCUUAAAAGGAAAAGUAUCAUGACUAUUGGAGAAUUUUGAUUAUUAGUUUGAAUAACACAAUACUAAUUCAAAGAUGGCAAAUUGAAAAGAUUUUA
Messenger RNA from Vigna angularis (adzuki bean), 1542 nucleotides. RefSeq names its product homoserine dehydrogenase. The record is from RefSeq and is a predicted model, not a curated record. Bases 181 to 1311 code for a protein of 376 amino acids. Gene Ontology annotation, molecular function: aspartate kinase activity; homoserine dehydrogenase activity. Lineage: Eukaryota; Viridiplantae; Streptophyta; Magnoliopsida; Fabales; Fabaceae. Gene Ontology annotation, biological process: aspartate family amino acid biosynthetic process. The transcript is spliced from 12 exons.